Molecule: messenger RNA, 1654 nt
Organism: Apis cerana (Asiatic honeybee)
Lineage: Eukaryota; Metazoa; Arthropoda; Insecta; Hymenoptera; Apidae
Gene: Brms1
Product: breast cancer metastasis-suppressor 1-like protein
Source: RefSeq, a predicted model, not a curated record
AAAAUUACAAAAUUAGUAGAAAGGUUCAAGUUUUAAAAAAAUCAAAAUUUUUUUGUCAAAUGAUUUCGAAAUUUCAAAAUUUCAAAUCUUAUAUAAUGAGAUUUUCAUUAUUAUAGCAAAGAAUUAUUUGAGAAUUUCAUGGCGCAUGUUUAUUGAUAAUCCCGCAUGUUAGGUGAAGAAAUACAAAUGGUUGAUUUCAAAUAAAGUGACAAAUAUUGUUAUUUUAUCUUCGUAUUAAUCAUUUUAUGAUAUUAUUUUAAAAAGAAACAUAUACAAUUAUUUAAGAUGAGUGUAAUAUCUAGACAGAUGCCAAGUGUUAAAGAUGAAUCUGAAGCAGAAGGAGAAGAAAUGUCUCAUGAUAGCAAUGAAAGUAAUCAAAGUUCUGCGUCAUGUGAUAGUAGUGCAGAACACAGUGAUAGUGAUGAUUCUUCAGAAAUGGAUGAAGAUGAAUGUGAAAGACGACGUAAUGAAUGUAUGGAAAACUUAGUAGAUUUAGAAAGACAAUUUACACUUCUCAAAGAGCAACUUUAUCGUGAAAGAAUUACUCAAGUAGAUACAAAAUUAGGUGAAGUUCGAGUUGGAAAAUCUGAAGAAUAUUUAAUACCAUUAGAACGAUUAAAAGAAAAUAUGAAAACUAAGACAGAAGUAGCUGGAAUAUUAAAACAAUAUAGAUUACAAAAUAUACAGAAUAAAUUUUUAGCAGAAGAACAAGCUGCAUUGCAAAAUUUUGAAAGUGAAAAAGAAUUAAUUUGGGAUUGCAUUCAUAAUGAUUUACAAGAAAAAAUUCGUAGAUUAGAAGAAGAUAGAAAUAAUGUUGACAUUCAUGCAGAUUUAUGGUUAAAUUCUAAUGGUAGAAGACGCAGAAAUCACACUGAAAGAAGAAGAGCUGUUUCUGUUGCUGGGCCUUAUAUUGUUUAUAUGCUUAAUGAUGCAGACAUUCUUGAAGAUUGGGCAUUGAUAAAAAAAAGUUUAAGCAGUCGAAAAACUGAAAUAAUAUAAUGAUACAUCCAUUGAAUUCAUACAUUCAUAAUAAUACAUCCAUAUAAAUUCCUUUUUAAAAAAUAUAGCAAUCUUAAUGAUGUUAAUGUAUCGUUCUUUUAUAGAUAUAUAAGAUGUAUAAAAGAUAUUAGAACGAUCAUUAUCUUCAUUUAUUGGCACUUCUCUUACAUUUAUAAUGCAUAUAUAAAGUGCCUUUCUAUCAAACAUUUUGAUCUCUAUAGAUUUUAGUUGAUAAAAUUAUUUUAGUUGAAAAUACUGGUGCAAAUAGAAUAAUGGAAAAAUUUUAUGACAAAGUAUCUUUGUCUUUGAAAGCACAAUUCAUGAUAGACUAACAAAAUAUUAAUUAAUUGUAAAAAUAAUUGUUAAAUAUUUUUUACGAAUAUAAUAUUUUGUUAUAAAAUCAAUUUAAUGUAAAAAUUUAUUUAAAUAAUUUUAAGCUUAUUUAUAAUGAAUUCUGUAAAAUAUGUUUCUUGAAAAUCAUAAGUAUAAAUUUUAACUUUUAAUAUUAUAAUUUUUAAUCUAGGAUAUAUUUGUAAAAUUAUAAGUAAAAAAAUUAAUUUAAUUUUUAUCGAUUUGUCAUACAUGUACAAACUGUAAUAUAUUUGAAUAUAUUUCAUAUUUUUGAAUAAACUUAAAAAAAAUAAUGUUUAGUAAA